Molecule: messenger RNA, 4796 nt
Organism: Poecilia reticulata (guppy)
Lineage: Eukaryota; Metazoa; Chordata; Actinopteri; Cyprinodontiformes; Poeciliidae
Product: receptor-type tyrosine-protein phosphatase H
Molecular function (GO): protein binding
Source: RefSeq, a predicted model, not a curated record
GUGAAUAGAGCCUUGUGAUGAAUGUCGUAUGUGAUGUUUAUGACCUGUUGGACAUUUUGUUUCAUCACUCAUUUGUCUUUAUUCUGACCAAGAGGAAACAUCUACAGCCAGAGCGAAUAAAAAGACGAAUCAUCAGCAUUUGGCACUUUUUUUCUUUCUUUCUAUGCAUUUAAAUAUAUAUAUUUUAAUAUACUAGUGUGAAUGUCUGUUUUAGUGUAAAUUCAACGGGACGCCACCAUGGGAAACUUAACUAUCAUACAUAAACUGUGUAUUUCUGUUUGUUGGGGUCUUCUGCUGAUGUACACGGCUGCAGAGAGGCAGUACUUCAUUAGCCCCCACAACGCCAGCUGGGCUGACGCCAGGAACCACUGCCAGGUCUGCUUUAAAGAGAUGGUGACUCUCACGCCACAAAACAUCCAGGUCAUCGCCAAAAUAAUAAACUCCACCCACUGGAUUGGCCUUCGCAAGUACAUAAACUACAAUGACACCUACAACGAAACCGAUGACUACGACUACGACUCCGACUCGGACUACGACUACUACAACUCCACCAACUCCACCAACACCUCGUCUAGAAGCUUCGGGACACCCUGGACGCUGUGGGCCAACGGGGACCCACUCAUCUUCCAGAACUGGUACCCCGGCUUCCCAUUGUUUAAAUCCCCAUUGCCAAAAAUAGACUGCUGCAGCUGCUCCUGCACUUGCCCGGCACCCCCCAGGUGGACGACCCCCUCGCCCACCACCAGUACGACAAGUCCGUCGCCUACCGGGUCGACAACGGGCUUCCCAACAGGUUCCGUUGUCGCCGAAUACUCCAGCAUAGACUCAACAAACAUCACAGUGACCGAGAGCUACGACAACACGACCGACUCUACCAGGUCUACCAGUUUUUAUGACGUUGACACCGGGACGGACAUGUUGACGAACGCCACAGAAUGGCUGAACGUCACGGAAUGGCUGAACGCCACAGAAUGGCUGAACGUCACAGAAUGGCUGAACGUCACAGAAAGGCUGAACGCCACAGAAGGGGCCAACUUAACACGAAGAGCCAGCAUCACCCAGGCGUGGGAUUCCACCACCGCUCCCGCACGUCACACCACAGAUACACCGUGGACGACCACACCGCAGCCGCCGAUAAUUUCAACGUGCGAACGAUCGCCCAUGCUGCCUCCCAUCAUACCAGAGAAUAAUAAAAACUACAUCGAGAACUCGUGUGUGGUCAUACUGGCCUUUGGACCUUGGGUUGAGAGAGAGUGCUUUGAAGAGCUGCCUUUCAUUUGCUAUGAAGACCGCUUCAUGGGGGCCAUCAACGUCUCCAACAUCACCUCCUCGUCUGCCGAUCUGCAGUGGGAUCAGGGGCCCGGUGACAUCAGCCACUAUCGCUUCCAGGCGUUUUCCCGGGAAGGUUCCUGGAACGUCACCAAAAACAUGCAUAAUUUGAGCUACACACUCGACAACCUCAUUCCAGGAACCGGCUACGUUAUCACAGUAUUUGCAGUGAAGUGUGAAAGGGACCUCAAUCCACUCAAUGGCUCCUUCUACACCAUACCUGGAGAGGUCCAAAACCUCACUGUGACCAGUUUUGCAGAAAACACUGUCAGUAUGAGCUGGAAGAAACCCAACGGGAACUAUGGCUUCUUCGAAGUCGUCGCCUUUUCAGCUUUGGGAACUGAAAAGCACAACAAGACCGUCAGGGAAGAAAAAAUGGAUUUUGACGGCUUGACACAGGGAAACGAGUACACUUUCAUUUUCCGCACAGGAGUCAACGACAGGUCCAUGUGGAGUAAGAACAUCAGCAUCUCAAAUUGCACCCGGCCUGGAAAAGUGUCCAACCUGAAACCUUUGGACAUCCAGGAUAAGAACUUAAUUCUCGAGUGGAAUCCGCCAGAGGGAAACUACAUAGAAUUUAAAGUGAUGGCCAAGGAUGGAAACGGGGAGCUGAAUGUUAUUGUGGAAAACAUAACAAGUCUUUUGAACAAACCAUAUAAAGUGAAAGUGUCCGGCCUCCAAAACGGCACUAAGCUUGACUUUUUUGUGAAAGUCUUGGGCGUUUGUGGCCUGGAGGGAGAAAUUGUAAACAUCACUACAUACACCGCUCCAGGACCAAUCUCAAAUUUGAAGUUGAAAGCAGAAGCCAAGAUCAUUGAUGCUACCUGGGACUUUACUCCAAAUCCUGGAAGUAUUGUAACCUUUACAGCCAAGCUUGUCUUGGAUGGCGAAGAGAAGGAAUCAAAAACCAUAUCAGAUAAAACUGUAAAAUUUGAUAGCCUGAAAACUGCCACUAAGUACGAAGUGAAGGUCUACGCAGUUCUUAAUAAUCUGAAAAGCCCAGAAACGCACAGCUUCAUUUUCACCCUCCCGUCGCCUCCCACUGGAGCCAAAGUAAACAGCAAAACGGCAUAUUCCCUCGCCUUUGAGUGGACUCCCCCAGAAUACUCAUCAGUACAGAACUACAGCUGCACCCUCAACUCUACAUUCUGGGGUUCCUCCUACGUUCAAAUAGUUAGCACCACCAUGUGCACUUUCACUGACCUGAUGUCAGGAAGCACAUACGACUUUAAUGUGUACGCUCUGAGUGAUAAUAAGGCGAGUGAUCCAGCACGCUGCAAUGGGACAACAGUUAAAGAUCCAGUGGAAAUCAGUCUGUCAAUGCUCUGCACUUCAGAAGUGUCUCUGUACUGUGAGAAAGACGAAACGAGGAAGGCUGUAUUUGAGGAGCUACAACACCACUUCAAGAAAAUCCUGGGGGAGUAUGUUUAUCAUGAAGUCAAGACCAUUUCUUAAGAGAGGAUUUAAUCAAGUGUUGUAACAUUUUGAGGCAUUAGAAAACAAUAUCUGGUUCACUUGGCAACUUUUAAAAUACCAACUCAGAAAACUUUACACUUUAUCACUAUUAUAUAAAGUAAGACCCCGUUACUCUUACACAGUUUCUAUUGCUAUAACAGCAAAUGAGGCAUUCAGGUCCACGUUGAGAGAAAGCUGACUAUGAAAUACCAAACACUUUAUUGCUACCUCUCAAUUUAGGAAAGGGUUUUAGAGCUUUUUUACAACCAAGCUCUGAUCCUUUUCCUUUUUGGACGUUUCCCUAUCAAACAUCAGUUCGUUUAUCUAAUACCAGUUCACAAUAAAUUUAAUCUUAUGGCAUCUUACAAGACAAAAGGCCAAAGUCUUGCGCAGUGCCUAUAAAGUAUUUACCCCUGUUCAUAAUAAAUGGUUUUCCUGGAAUUGUAAAGCGUUUCUCCACUAUUAAUACAUUGAACAGCAUGUACACUAGCUUGAUUGACAGCACUAAGCUGCUCCUCCUGGCUCUGAUUGGUUGCUGAAGUACCGGUUCCCGUAAAGCUAUCAGCUGAAAAUCUGGUGGAUUUCAGAUCAGGUUUUUGGUGCAUCCUCAAAAACCAGGAACGAUUUGGUUUUGGGAUUUUUCAGACUAUUUCCACUUUGUUGAACGAAUAUUGCAAAAGUUUUAUAGAUAUUGUUGUAUCAGUUCAUUAAUUGUUUUUAAAACUAAACACUCAAAAACUGAAACUUUGUUGCGAAAUAUUAAAUUCCAAAAUCACACUUUUAUCUUAAGAUUAACUAAUAAAUACUUCUUUGAGUCACAAUUUAACGUCAUUACGUUUUCUUUUUUGUUUUCUUUUUUAUGUGUAUCCACCAGAUGGCGCUAUUUAAUAUUCAAUUUAAAAGAGUUACAAUAUUGUAAGCUUAAGUGGGUUAAAUAGGUUUAAAUAGAUAAGAUUUCUUUUAAAAACAAACCCAUUAUUCACAUGUGAUUCUUCUUCAGAGCUUUUGUGGGUCUGAAAACUUUAUUUUGACGAUGCAGAAAAUUAAUAUUACUGUCAGCCAAUGACCCAUCUCCAGGUCUGAUAAAUAUGUUGCAAAUGCCCUUAUUACAUAUCUAAAAAAAUUUUUAUAAAAUAUUUUAAACAUUACUUGAAAUGUGAAAUUAGUUUUAAAAUUUCAAUAAAACACAUUGGAGUUAAGUUAACAAAAAAAUGCGAUCAGAUAUUUUAGUUAAAUGCCUCUGGCUGAAAUGGCGGAUCAAUAUAUAUUCAUACAACUUAAAAAGAAAUAAAUAUUCUAAAUAUCUGAAAGGACAUGCGAGCCAUUAUCUUCAGCUCUUAGUACAAAUUAACAGAAAUUGUGAUAUGUUAUCUUUGUAUUCAGUCACAAGCCUGGUAAUGUUAUUAUAGACAGAAUUAAAUUCUGAUUUUUGCUGUCAGUGUGCACAACUCAUGGCUCUGUGGAUAGAGUAGCCGUCUUGUGAUCAGAAGGUUGUAGGUUCAAUUCCAGCCUCCUCCUGCUGCAUGUUGAUGUGCCCCUGGGCAAGGCACUUAACCCCAAAUUGCCUACCGAUCUGCAUAUCGGUGUACAAAUGUGUGAGCAUUUGUGAAUGCAAAUGGGUGAAUGUGACUCUAGUGUAAAGCGCUUUGAGUGGUCAAAAUGACUGGAAAAGCGCUAUGUAAGUUCAAACCAUUUAACUCUCUGCAUUUGUUUUAUCUUGAUAAAUCAUAAGUAAUGAUGCUUGUUUUUGUUUCCUGCUCAACUUAAGAUGUGAAAUUAACAUUUGACUUGAGGAAAGAAUGGCUGAGAUUUGAAAGGAAAAAUGCUGGUUUGCUGACUUUACUACAAUUAUUCUGUAAAAAAAAUUAUAAGUAUUUUUAUAUGGAAAUGCUAAAUGAUGCAACUGUUUGUUGUUGUCCUGAAUCUGUCCAGUUUGACAUUACUGUUGUGAUGAUCCAUUAAAUUUGUUUUCUGCUGAUUAAUCUGAUUAUGUUGGAUUUGUGUCUUCCCUU